This is a messenger RNA of Formica exsecta, 2704 nucleotides long. It is a transcript of the gene Mef2, whose product is annotated as myocyte-specific enhancer factor 2. Bases 985 to 2436 code for a protein of 483 amino acids. NCBI's taxonomy places the organism in Eukaryota, Metazoa, Arthropoda, Insecta, Hymenoptera, Formicidae. The record is from RefSeq and is a predicted model, not a curated record. Gene Ontology annotation, biological process: cell differentiation; positive regulation of transcription by RNA polymerase II. The transcript is spliced from 8 exons. Gene Ontology annotation, molecular function: RNA polymerase II cis-regulatory region sequence-specific DNA binding; DNA-binding transcription factor activity, RNA polymerase II-specific; protein dimerization activity.
GCUCGGUUCUCAGCCCGACUUCCUCAAAUCUUUAUUUCAGGCUCGACCGCGAACUCGGGGCGAACUGGUCGAAGCGCGCGCGACCGCCCCGGUUUUUUAACCGUCCUCACGGCAAGCUCACCGCAAGCGGCUACCGCCGCCGCCGUUGUGUCGUGCAUCAUCGUAUAUACGCGCGACGUAUGUGCGCCAGGGCAGCACCCGCCGUCGCGGAGAGACGACGCGUGUCUAAAUUUGAAUACGCUCUGGCAGCGUAGAGGAGAAGCAGUGCCGUCCGCGCGUGUUACACCGUCGGAGUCUCCGUCUUCGCAUCUCUUGUUCGCCACCGUCAUCAUCAUCGUCGUCGUUGUUGUUGUUGCCACGCGUGAAAAGUAUAUUUCGAGAAAGACGCUCGCGCGCUCCUGCUGUGUGCAUCUCUAGUCAACUUAUCUAGUCCCCGCGAUAUACACACGUCGCGGAUAAAUAAAAGCUAACUAACCUAUCUAACCGCGCGCGCCACGAACGGAGCGAGUGCGAUCACGCACGCGUGUGCGCCAAAUACGCACGACGACCUAAGAAUAAUUCACGAUUCACGCCGCGACGACCGUUAUUAAACCUGUACGUCUCUAUAAAUAAUCGUGCGCCCUUUUCGCGAAUGUGAUUAACGGCGGAAGCGUGAAGAAAGAGAGAAAGAUACGAGGGACUCGAUUCCAAGAAAGUUAGCGCGAUCAAUCGCGAUAGAUCCUUUUUCAUUUUUCAUCGUUAUACAAGCCGGAGAAUCGUCGACUGGCAAUUACUAGUCGCCGACGGAUCGUCGCGUACAACGCAAGCAUAUAAACGCGCGAAGAGGAGGAAGAAGAAGAGGGUCCGGCUCCGAGAGAGUGUGCCAAAGAGAAAAAACGCCGAUAAAGAGACACGCAAGACACGACGACGGGAGAAAGAUCCUGUUCUUAAGAUUCCAUCCAGUGAUUUUGAAGACUUGCCUCUUAUCCAAGACGUGGUGCCACAAUGGGUCGAAAAAAGAUUCAGAUUUCACGUAUCACGGACGAACGAAAUCGUCAGGUGACCUUUAACAAGAGGAAAUUCGGCGUGAUGAAGAAAGCGUACGAAUUGUCGGUACUGUGCGAUUGCGAGAUUGCGCUGAUUAUCUUCAGUUCGAGCAACAAGCUGUACCAGUAUGCGAGCACCGACAUGGACAAGGUUCUCCUCAAGUACACCGAGUACAACGAACCCCACGAGUCCCUCACCAACAAGAAUAUCAUCGAGGCGCUCAACAAGAAGGAGCAUAAGGGUGCCAUGUCUCCGGAGAGCCCGGAACCUGACGCAAUCGAAUACAAUCUUACCCCGCGCACCGAGGCCAAAUACACGAAGAUCGACGAAGAAUUUCAGAUGAUGAUGCAGAGGCACCAACACAAUGGCAGCAGGACAAUUGGACAAUCGAGUUACACGCUACCAGUAUCUGUACCAGUGAACAAUUACGGCGAAUCUCUCCUUGGAUCUAGUCCACAGAUGGCACAUACCAGCAUCUCUCCACGUCCGUCAUCGUCCGAGACAGAUUCAGUGUAUCCUCCGGGAGGAAUACUGGAGAUGAGCAACGGCUAUCCUCCGUCAGCGUCACCAUUGGGUAAUUCGCCUAGUCCAGGACAUUCGCCUGCGCUUGGGGUCGGUGGAGGUAGCGGAAAUAAAGGCAGCAAUCAGUCUAGGCAUUCGCCGCAGCCCCCGCCACCGCCACCACCGCCCCAUCCUCACAGGGCUAACCUUCGAGUGGUUAUACCGACACCGCUCACACAACCUCUCUCUGAAGACACUAAUUACGAUAAUGCCCAUACGCAGUCUGCAUUGAACACACCGGUAGUAGCGUUACAAACACCAACAGUACCACCCGGAUACUCUAGUUUUGGACCAACAGAUUACUCCUCGGAUCUCGGGAGCCUUGCAACCUGGUCUCAUCAGAGGUACGUUGAUGACUUAUCAAUGUAUUCGGCAGCCACCAUGUCCAGCAUCAGUGGUCUUCCUCAUCUAGCCGUAUCAAGCAGUACACCACCACCAUCCACAUCGCCUUUACCCGUAAAAAUAAAAAGUGAACCGAUAAGUCCACCCAGAGAUCCGCACGGAGGUAAUAGCGGAUCCAAUGGCGGACCUAGCAAUGCCAGCAGUCUACAUCAUACGAGCUUGAACAUCGGUCCUUCGUCCAGUACCGGUCCACCGCCGCAUCACGUAUCUCAUCCGGGAGGCCCUCAGACACUGAACCUAGUAUCAAGCAGACCGAGUAGUAAUCCACCUCCGUCCCAUUCGGGUAGCAUAACGCCGACAAAUCUACCGUCCCCGGGUAGUGGUACGGUUGGUGACAUUAGAACGAACCAUUCUAGCGGUGGCGGCGGAAACGGAGGAAAUAGUUCAGACUACGAGAACGGACCGCUCAUGAAACGCUCGAGAAUCACGGAGGGUUGGGCGACUUAAUGUCGAUCGAAUUGUUGCACUCAUCAGUUGUUUGAUACCUCUUCGACGUAUAACAGCAUAUAUAGUGCUUGUGAGUUCCAGUAUAAUUAAAAACAAACUCCUUUUAAAACGUCUUUGAGACACGUGUACUAUCGCGAUAACGAUAGCUGUGGGGUUGGUAUGUUUCCCCGCCGUAGCUAGCGCGGAGUGGAAAAAUCUGUUUAUAUUUUGAAGCCGACACACACAAAAUAUACAUUUAUUUGAAGAAAAAAAAAAAAAAGAAAAUACG